Messenger RNA from Rhopilema esculentum, 688 nucleotides. NCBI's taxonomy places the organism in Eukaryota, Metazoa, Cnidaria, Scyphozoa, Rhizostomeae, Rhizostomatidae. The record is from RefSeq and is a predicted model, not a curated record.
CUCAAGCCAAAGAUGGAAGUGUGUUCACGUUGAAGAGUCGGGGCUGUUAGUAUCAUUUUAGGUAAAAACAAACGUUAUCGACAAUUCCUUGAAGUGUCAUCAAACAACCUUUUCUUCGAUAGAAGAAGAACAUGGCGCAUAAUAUAUUUCGCAGUCGUACAGUUAUGGUAGGGCAAGCUGGUGUGGAAGCCGCCUAUCGGUCCUUAAUGAGAAUACAUCGAUUCAGACGCCGAUCUAUACUGUUUACGAGUUUUCGCGAGGGGACAGCGUUCCGCUUUCACCCACUGAUUCUGGGCGCUAUGGCAACGAGCGUCUGUGACGUCAAACCGAAUCGAUCUAUAAUGAACACAGAGGGCCUAAGCAGGCAUGUUCAACUAAAAAGACGACACGAAAAACCUACAGUUAAAAGGCGAAGAUUAGUUUAUGAAAGAGCACAGCGAAUUUAUAAUGAACAGAUCCAAUCUAAAGUAGCUUUUCUUCUAAGAACACAGCGCAAAGAGACACCGUGGAGUUGAAAAAAUUAUAUUGAUGCCCAAAGUACAAAUUGCUCGUAUCGUGUCAUCGUUGUCAGAAAUUUAAAAAACUUAAAUGUUUGGUAUAAAGUUUGUUUUUGUUACAUUUGAAUUCGAUUUGUUUCUCUCUGAAAGUUGUUUACCAAUGCAUGCAACACUAAUGCCUAUAUAUCAAA